AUGUUUUGCCAGAAAUGCCGCGGCCCUCUGAAGCUCGACGGCUCUCUGGAGGACCUCAAUCCGGCCGCCUAUGAUCUCCUCGUGGCGACACACUCACAGCAACCACCCAAGAAACCCCCAGCCGCAUCGCGAACUCUACACUCCCAGGACAGGGCGCGCAAGUCCACCUAUGAGAAGGCUGUUCGACAGGCCGGUCAACCCAUGUUCAAGAGACAUGGAGGGCCCCCACGAGCAAGCGACAGUUCCAUGUCAUUCAUCUUCCUGACUGAGUCUCAGAUCACACCACACAGAAGCCAACAACCACAGCAACAAGAUGCUUCCUCGGCGCAACCGGCGAAUGGAGGAAAUGAUGGGCCGCCAGACGACGACAAGUCUUAUGAGAUGGAGCGCAUCGCCAAACUGUUCGAGAUCCUGUCAGCGCGAUCCGAUAUAGACCACCCAGUGUGCGUCGAGUGCACCGAGCUUUUAUUGGAGGAAUUACAGAAAAGACUCGAGACGACAAACCGUGAGCGGGACGCGUAUGUCGCUUGCCUCAAAGAGAUACAGGCCAGCGCACCCACAGACGACGAGAUCCGAGCCCAGGACGAAGCCCUCCGGAGGGCCAGCCAAGCCGUGGCCGAGCGCCGCAGAGAAAUCGAGCAGCUAGAGGAGGAAAGGACCAAACUAGAUCUCGAGCUCCUUGCACUCGAAGAAGAGGCCGAGAAGGUUGACGCUCAAGAAGACGUCUUUUGGAGGGAACGCAACGCCUUCGCCUCUCGACUAGCCCAUUUUCAAGACGAACGCGACAGCAUUAACAGCACCUUUGACCACGAUUCCCGCCAGCUCGAGAAGCUCCAACGCAGCAACGUAUACAACGACACAUUCUGCAUCAGCCACGACGGAACCUUUGCCACCAUCAACGGCCUCCGCCUAGGCCGCUUGCACGCCCGCCCGGUCGACUGGCCCGAGAUCAACGCCGCCUGGGGCCACGCCCUUUUGCUCAUCGUGACAGUCGCCGAGAAGCUCAACUACCACUUUGACGGCUACGAGCCCCAGCCCAUGGGGUCUUGCUCCCGAAUCAUCAAGUUGGAAUACCAAUCCCCCUCCUCGAGCCGGUACGGCUCGGCCAGGAGCGCCCCUCCACCCGCGCCGAAGCGUCAUGUUUUGGAGCUGUUCUCUAGCGGGGACAUGCCCUUUGGCAUCACAAUCAUGCAUAGGAAGUUUGACCAGGCGAUGGUGGCGUUUCUGGAGCUGGUGAGGCAGCUGGGCGACUUUGUGCAGAAGCAGACGGCGAGGGAGGGGACGCCGCUCGCGCUGCCGUACAGGAUCGAGGGGGACAAGAUUAUGGAUGUGAGUAUCAAGCUGGGGAUUGCGCAGGAUGAUGGGUGGACAAAGGCUUGCAAGUUGACGUUGACGUGCUGCAAGUUUUUGUUGGCGCAUGCGAGUAAUGUGAAUUCGAUGAGUAACGGGAGGGGGGCGGGGGGUGGAUGA
Podospora pseudocomata is the source of this 1470-nucleotide messenger RNA. It is a transcript of the gene atg6, whose product is annotated as Vacuolar protein sorting-associated protein atg6. Bases 1 to 1470 code for a protein of 489 amino acids. NCBI's taxonomy places the organism in Eukaryota, Fungi, Ascomycota, Sordariomycetes, Sordariales, Podosporaceae. The record is from RefSeq and is a predicted model, not a curated record. Gene Ontology annotation, cellular component: phosphatidylinositol 3-kinase complex, class III, type II; fungal-type vacuole membrane; phagophore assembly site. Gene Ontology annotation, biological process: autophagy; autophagosome assembly; cellular response to nitrogen starvation. The transcript has a single exon.